Raphanus sativus (radish) is the source of this 844-nucleotide messenger RNA. Its product is annotated as iron-sulfur cluster assembly protein 1. The transcript is spliced from 3 exons. Bases 85 to 597 code for a protein of 170 amino acids. The record is from RefSeq and is a predicted model, not a curated record. Gene Ontology annotation, biological process: iron-sulfur cluster assembly; intracellular iron ion homeostasis. Gene Ontology annotation, molecular function: 2 iron, 2 sulfur cluster binding; ferrous iron binding. Gene Ontology annotation, cellular component: mitochondrial matrix; cytoplasm. Lineage: Eukaryota; Viridiplantae; Streptophyta; Magnoliopsida; Brassicales; Brassicaceae.
UGUAGCCCAUAAAGCAAAGGGCCCCUCCUAAAUUCCCAAUCUCAUCUCUCCAACAUCCACGGAAACAAACCCUAAUCAACGACGAUGAUGCUCAGGCAAGCCGCGAAGAACGCUCUAGGCCUUACGUCGCGCCAAUCGACCCCGUGGUCCGUCGGUAUCUUCCGAUCGUACCACGAGAACGUCAUCGACCACUACGAUAACCCCCGCAACGUCGGGUCUUUCGACAAGAACGAUCCCAGCAUCGGCACGGGUCUCGUCGGAGCUCCCGCGUGCGGUGAUGUGAUGAAGCUGCAGAUCAAGGUCGAUGAGAAGACUGGUCAGAUCGUCGAUGCUCGUUUCAAGACCUUUGGCUGUGGCUCCGCUAUCGCGUCUUCGUCUGUCGCCACUGAAUGGGUGAAAGGCAAAGCUAUGGAGGAAGUUCUGACCAUCAAGAACACCGAAAUCGCCAAGCAUCUUUCUCUCCCACCAGUGAAGCUCCAUUGCAGUAUGCUAGCCGAGGACGCCAUCAAGGCAGCUGUGAAAGACUACAAGGAGAAGCGAGUGAAAACAAACGGUGCUGCAGCAGUAGCAGCAGCUGGAGAAACCGCGCAGGCUUGAUUUUCCUCUGCUGAUGUUUUUAUACCAUGACGUGUAUAUGAUGGUACAAACAGGAGAUGUGUAAGAGAAGACUACGUGCAACCUAUGGUAUAAUCUCUGAAGGGUUAAGUCUAGGAAUAUUAUGAAUAAACUCUGUUUGACAAAUACAUCUGAGAUGUAAGCUGUUUGAUGUUUUGUUAUGGUUUUCCUUCCUUUGUGAGAUUUAUUAUCUAUUAAAGACAAGUCAGCAAUUACUUUUUUCUGUCUA